CUAAACCCACAACAGUAAAAUCAAUCUGUAUAUGCUUGUUGUACUCACUGUGGAACCUAAGGGGUUAAUUCUCCCCAUUGUAUAAAAAGGAUAUUUUAUUCUGUCUUUUCUGAUCCUCCCCUUCUUCCAGUGUCUCCUAAAUAUCUUCUGAUAGAACAGAGGCUCGGGGGUAAGCUGCACAUGCACAGUUUGGUGUGUAUUGCUAGAGAGGUUUUUUUUUUUUUUUUUUUUCUUGGGAGGGUGCAUGUGAUCCGCAUAGGGCCAAUCAGCACUGUCCAGACAGAGGUCAGGAGUCCUGCAUCCUCCUACAGGAGAAUGAAAACUCCUCUUAAAAGCUGUAACCAGUGCUAUGCUGGACACUGAUAGAUUGAUGAGAAAAGGCAUUUAGCAGUUUAUAUUUACUAAAAUAAUUGUAUUUCUGUAUGCUGUGUACUGUGGGAGACCAGAUAUAGUGAA
Messenger RNA from Staurois parvus, 456 nucleotides. The record is from the annotation of a GenBank genome assembly. Lineage: Eukaryota; Metazoa; Chordata; Amphibia; Anura; Ranidae.